Culex pipiens pallens (northern house mosquito) is the source of this 1889-nucleotide messenger RNA. RefSeq lists its product as uncharacterized. Gene Ontology annotation, molecular function: protein binding. Bases 18 to 1889 code for a protein of 623 amino acids. The record is from RefSeq and is a predicted model, not a curated record. Lineage: Eukaryota; Metazoa; Arthropoda; Insecta; Diptera; Culicidae. The transcript has 3 exons.
UUAGUUCAACAGCAGCGAUGGUUGACUCGUGCUGUGAGGCCUGCCGUAAUUCGAUUGUUUCGUCCCGGGAGAAGGCACUCAAAUGCAGCGGACCAUGUGCGAUGGAGUUCCACGCGUUCUGUGCGGACCUGAACCUGUCCUACUGGAAGGCUUGGAGUGCCGGCGUUGGACUGCUGUGGUUCUGCUCGAAGUGUCGGGAGGAUUUGGGGUGGAAGCAGGCGAAGGUGGUUGAAGGGCAUCGGCUUGAAGACGUGCAGGAAGUUGAGGCUUUGGAGUUGCUACCGGUGAAAAUUUGGACCAAGGUGUUCCAGAGUUUGAGCGGAUGUCAGUUGCGUCAAAUUCGGUUGACCUGUCGAAGCUGGAAUCGGGUCGUGGGCGGUUCAAGUUCGUUGAUGAACAAAUUUGUGCUUCGGCUACCAAAGGACAUUAUUAUGGAUCAGAAUUGUGCGGAGGUUGAGCUGCUUUCGUCCUGCAAGAGUCGCUAUUCACACAUCGUUUUGGACCAGAUCAGGAUCAUUCAGGUGAACUCGUGGUGGCCAUUGAUUGCUGCAAAUCUGGAAAGCCUAUCGAUUACCAAGUGUCAAAUUACGAUCACCACGUUGCUGACUAUGCUGGGGUCGACACAUAACCUCAAAAGCCUUACCUUUACGAGUGGUCUUUUCUUCGAUGCGAACGAUUGUCCGAUCGAAGUAAAAUUUGCACUCCCCUCACUUGAAAAAUUAAUCCUGUACGAUGUUGACCAGGCUGUUCUGCUGGACGUUUUCAGGCGUCUUUGCCCAGGACUGAAAAUGUUCAAAAUAAUCAGCGGAAGUUGUGUAGAAACCCAUCCACAGAAAGUAUUCCAGUUAAUCAGAGCAGCCAAAAGUUCUCUGAAGGCCGUUGAGCUUCCCGCGGUACAAAGCUUGUGGCAGUCAAUUACUACAAUUGAUGGACUCAACCUGAAAGGCAUUUCACUAAAGGAAUGCACUGAGCAUCUAGCGAUGACUGGAAACCACGUGGUCAAUUUGAGCCUAAAGUAUCCCAGUGUCGAGGCUUUAGCUUUACCGCAGAAACUGUUUUUGAACGAAAAUACUCUUCAAACAAUCGGCAGGAAUCUUGUGGAUCUCCGUUACUUGAGAAUUUGCCAUAAUACGAGGGAAUAUUCCGGCUUGGCAGCGUUCCUUCAGCAAAUGCCGCAAUUGAUUCGAAUUGACAUUGUCGGAAAUGAUAACUACUAUGGAUCGGCAGUAGACUUCUCCAACGUUAAAAACAACAACUUACGAUACAUGAAUUUAAGCAACCUGAAGAUCUCGAAAAGCUACUCAGCCUCAUUUCCAAAUUUAACGACCAUAAACCUGAACAAAUGCACAGUUCCAAGCUGGUCGCAAAUUUUCGAUUCCAAACUUAAAGCCCUGCAGUGUGUAACCCUUCAAUCAGUCAGAUUUGAAAAAAGGGAAGAAUGUAUCGCUUCUUAUUUCAACCAAAUGCAUUACCUUAGUAUGACGGACUGCUCUGUUUCAGAAUGUUUACUAAUUGCACUGGUUUCUCUCUGUCCGAACCUAACCGAAAUUCGGCUACUCAAAAUUGAUGCAGUAAACGAUGCAGUGGUUUUGGUGCUUUGUCAAAAGCUGAAGAUGCUAAGAAAAAUCACUAUACAGCGCUGUUACAAAACGACCAAACUUACUCAGGAAUAUAUUGAAAUGUAUUGUCGCGCGAUGGAGUCGAUUCGCUUUGAUAAGAAGCAUGUUAAUGGUUAUAGAGAAGAGUACACCGUAGAUGAUUAUGAUUAUAGUGUGACGAUGACGGUCGGUCCAUCCCGGUCACGGUACAUCCAUGGGGACGAUACGGAACGAAACUUGCAUCACGUAAUAACGGUCAUCACAUCACCACCACCGUUUUGGGGGCCGUAA